Manihot esculenta (cassava) is the source of this 1457-nucleotide messenger RNA. Its product is annotated as homeobox-leucine zipper protein HOX11. Gene Ontology annotation, cellular component: nucleus. NCBI's taxonomy places the organism in Eukaryota, Viridiplantae, Streptophyta, Magnoliopsida, Malpighiales, Euphorbiaceae. Gene Ontology annotation, molecular function: sequence-specific DNA binding; DNA-binding transcription factor activity, RNA polymerase II-specific. The transcript is spliced from 4 exons. The coding region runs from base 161 to 1231 and encodes 356 amino acids. Gene Ontology annotation, biological process: regulation of DNA-templated transcription. The record is from RefSeq and is a predicted model, not a curated record.
AAGCUGGAGGAUUUUCUUUGUAAUUCCGUGAUCCCCACUUGAGAUAUAAUAGAUUGGAUAGCGUUUUCCAAUUUUAACUCUCUCUGCUUUCUCUUUCUCUUUGCUUCUUCUUCUUCUUGUGCUCUCUUGGAUUCGUUCCUCUUCUCUUCUUCUGUAUAGAAUGGAGCUUGCUUUAAGCCUUGGUGAUACAUCUAAGCCCUUCGAGUUUCUUCACCACACCCCUAAGGUUUCUGCUAAAGAUCUAGGGUUUUGCAUGGGAUUACCAACUGGAUUUACUGCAUCUCCGAGAUCUCAUGAUAAAGUUGUUGACACUAACCUUCAUGGUGAAGCUGCUGCCACCGGAGUUUCAUCGGAUCCUCCUGUUCAGCUUGAUCUUUUACCUUUCUCUCCUGUUCCUCGGAGACUGCCUCCUUCUCAGACUCCCUUUCCAUGGCUCUCCGAUAACUUGGUGUCUGAACCGGGUUCCACUGAUGGAUCAGGCAGAGGGUUUGAUGUAAACCGAUUAUCAGCGGAGGAGGCAGAAGAAGGCGCAGCGAUGUCAUCGCCAAACAGUGCUGUGUCGUCAUUUCAGAUGGAUUUUGGGAUUAGAAGCAGACGCUAUAAAAGAGAUAUGGAAGCCAUUGAUGCCGAGAGAGCGAGUUCAAGAGCAAGUGAUGAUGAAGAGAACGGAUUGACUCGAAAGAAACUCAGACUCUCUAAGGAGCAAUCAGCUUUCCUGGAAGAAAGCUUCAAAGAACACAACACCCUCAAUCCUAAACAAAAGCUUGCUUUAGCAAAACAAUUGAAUCUUCGUCCUCGCCAAGUGGAAGUGUGGUUUCAGAACAGAAGAGCAAGGACAAAAUUGAAGCAGACGGAGGUGGAUUGUGAGUAUUUAAAGAGAUGCUGCGAGACACUGACAGAAGAGAACAGGAGGUUGCAAAAGGAAUUGCAAGAAUUAAGAGCUUUGAAAACUUCUCAACCUUUCUACAUGCAACUUCCUGCCACCACUCUCACCAUGUGUCCUUCUUGUGAGCGCGUGGCUACCACUAAUACCUCCCCCUCCGCCGCUGCCACCACCGCCGCUCCCAACAAACACAACCCAGUUGCCACCACAGCCGCUGCAACCAUCCCUUCUUCUGCUGCCACUACCAACACAAAUUCUUCAUCACUGUCCCUUGCUAAGCCUAGGUUAUCUCCUUUCACUGCUAAGAUCCACAUGCCUCAAACUCAAGAUCACCAAGCUGCUUCCUGACCCAAAAAAAAAAAAAAAAAAAAAAAAAAAAUCCAUUUGUACAUAUUUGGGCUUGAAGGAAUUUGUUAUCUCUAGUUGAAAUGGGAAAGGGAGGAUUUGAAUAGCUGUGUUCUGUUGAUUGAUGAUGAACGCAAUAUAGAAGAGAUUUUGUUAGAAAAUCUCAAUUUUGUGGAACUAUCUAAUGUAAUUAAUUUUAUUUUUAUAUAUCUCCGGAGAUUUUAAGCAA